Papilio polytes (common Mormon) is the source of this 2172-nucleotide messenger RNA. RefSeq names its product lachesin-like. Gene Ontology annotation, biological process: synapse organization. The transcript has 8 exons. Gene Ontology annotation, cellular component: neuron projection membrane. The record is from RefSeq and is a predicted model, not a curated record. Lineage: Eukaryota; Metazoa; Arthropoda; Insecta; Lepidoptera; Papilionidae. The coding region runs from base 323 to 1225 and encodes 300 amino acids.
GUCUGGACGUAUUUGAUGCGUAUAUUUCGAAAGUAUCGCGUGAGUGAAACGGGGCGAUUUUUUUAUAUUCGAGUGUGAAACUUUCAGUGAGACGGUAUAAAUGUGGCUAUGUGAAAAUGAUUUUUUAUGUAAGUUAAAUAUUUGAGUGUUAAGUGAAAGUGUUUGAAACACAUUGAACGAGUGGAUUUUAAACUCUUGUGUGAAAAUUGAAUGGUGAAUAUUUCGUCAGAUGAUGUACCAAAUGCAUCAUACGCAGUCGAAGAUAGACAUUAAAGCGUAUAACGAAUGGAUGAGGCGGGGAUAAGUGGUGCUGGAACAAGUAAUGUGGAAACUAGAAAUGCCGACGACCUACUUUUUGGGUUAUCGACUCAAAAUUGGCAUCGUCGUGAUUGUCAUUAUGGUGCUUGGAUUUUUUAAUGAGAGCCAAGGUUCUGCGCAUUACGGGGAAGACAGCGUCGGAUCAUUUCCAUACUUUGAGUACAACGUGCCUCGGAAUGUGACCACAGUAGUCGGACAAACUGCCUUCCUACAUUGCAGAGUUGAACAGCUCGGGGACAAAGCGGUAUCCUGGAUAAGAAAAAGAGAUCUUCACAUCCUUACUGCUGGUAUUUUAACUUAUACAUCGGAUCAGAGAUUUCAAGUUAUCAGACCAGAUAAAUCAGAAAACUGGACGCUCCAAAUCAAAUUCCCUCAGGAACGAGAUGCGGGCAUUUACGAAUGCCAAGUGAACACCGAACCCAAGAUGUCACUGGCAUUCCAACUAAAUGUUGUCGAAGCCAAGGCGCAUGUCCUUGGUCCAGCAGACUUAUACGUGAAGACUGGCAGUGCACUUUCUUUGACGUGCAUACUCAGCCAGGGUCCUCACGAUCUUGGCACAAUAUUUUGGUAUAAGGGAUCAAAUAUAAUAGAAUAUAAGGAAGUCGAAGGGAAUGAGAUCUCGAUGGAGCCACGGAUUCGCCUGAAGACGGAAUGGACGGAGCAGCUGACGUCACGGCUCACUAUAGAGAAGCUAACGCCGGGUGACAGCGGCAAUUACAGCUGCGUGCCUACCAUGGCAGAAGCAGCGUCAGUCAAUGUGCACGUUAUUAACGGAGAACAUCCAGCAGCGAUGCAGCAUGGGAAUGCAAAUACAGCGUCACCCUGCGCUCUCUCAGUGAAUCUGCUCAUCUCUCUCUACUGCACCAUCGCAACCCUCUACACCAGUACGAUUGAUGGCUUCAGAUGAAAGUUACAAAACACAGCCUUCAUCAAGUAAGGCGUCGGAAUAAAUAUAGUGAUCCCUUUUUGUUUUAUGAUCAUUGGUAAUCUGGUGGUAAUUUAUCUAUUCAUUUGUUUCAAUUUAUUAAAUCUCGUUUAUACCAAGCUGACCCUUGAUUGAUAUUGUUUUUUUUUUUUUUAAUUCCAGUCAAAAUUUUAAUCUCUCUUCUGCCUACUGUAUAAAAGUUAUUUACUUUAAUUGGAUGAUUUGUCGGAAUACAAGGUUCUCUCUAUCUUUAACCAGAAGUUUUUCGGUAGUUCACAAUCUGACUGCGCCUUGUAAUUUAUCUGUCGGAUUACUGCGGGUAUUUAUUAUGGUUUAAUAUGUCGCUUCGCCACUCUUCCUUUCAACCAAACGGCAUAUUUUCCUACCACAAUUUUGCAUCUGUUUAUAACUAGUUAUUUAUAUACCGACUUAUACAAAAUCGAUAAACCUAUUAAUACAUUUUAAAUUCUAAUUAAGAUAGUUGACUAAUUUAAUAACACAUGUAAGAGUUUAAGACUUUUGAUAUGCAGAUGUGAAUUUUCAACCAUUCAAAUUGAAACAACUUUAUUGUUUAAAAAUAAGAUGACUAUAAUAUAGUAUAAGAAGUACAGUCAGCUACAUAAAUAUGUAAACAUUAAUCUUUAAAAGCUUGUAUACGUCUUCGGUUUCUGAUAUUGACGGGUUUGUGCGUGUAUAAAACCGAAAUUAAAAAGGCAAUUGGCACAAUUUUCUAAUGUUUUGUUUUGUACAUAUUUUUGUAGCUGACUGUAACUAAUAACCUAAAACACAAUAUCAUGAAAUUCAUUUAAUACAAAUUGCAAUGUUAUUUAAAGCGUAAAGUUCUGUCUGUUAAGUAAUUAAUUAGCAAAAAAUUGUCUUAAUUGGGCGAAUAAAGAAUUUAAUGUAACUUCAUUAAGGUGCAUAGCAUU